Durusdinium trenchii is the source of this 931-nucleotide messenger RNA. Lineage: Eukaryota; Dinophyceae; Suessiales; Symbiodiniaceae. The record is from the annotation of a GenBank genome assembly.
AUGGCGAUGGCCGAGGAGAGGGGGGCGAGGAGAGGGGGCGGCACGGACUACCCUGAAUAUGCCGUGUUGUCUCGAAGCAGCGAGGCGCUCUGCUGUGCCGUCGACGCGCUGCUCACGGCGCUCGCGUUCGCGUCGCCGGAGGAUGUGGGCGCACGCUGGCGAGAGGCAUCUGAAAAAGUACUUUUGCAGCAUAAGGCGCGGUUGAACGAGCUAUCAGCAUCAGAUCCAAGGCAGUGGAACGAAGAGUUCGAGGCCGAGGAUCAGCUCUUCGAGUUCACAGGCCUUUCGCAGGACCUCGACCGGUUGCAGCAGCAGCAGCGCCGCCGCGCGCAGCAGGCGGCGCAGCUGCGGCGCCGGCGGCAACGGAGCCGUGCAGCCUUGGCCCGGCGGGACUUUCAUCUUGCAAUGGCGACGCAGUUGGCCCAGGUCGCAGAGAUGGAGCCAGAGAUUUCAUCGGAAGAGGACGUGCACGUCACCGCAAGAAGCACGAGUUCCGCUAGUGCGGAGGACUUGCUGGACAUGGAAGGUGAGCCAGAGCCAGUGGCGUGGGCGUCGAGGUCGCCGGCCUCGCCGGUCUCGGGGACCGCGCCGUCCGACCUGCUGGACCUGCAGUCCGACCUCAUCGAUGCUGCGCGGAGCGUGAAGACCGGUGGGUGGGUGGUUUGAACAUGUGGUGGUUUGAGGAUGAGGUGCUUUUGGGUAUGGUUUGGGUGAAGAAGAUGAGGUGGCUUAGGAACUAGACUAUACCAGACAAUGGUCAAGCUACCAGGGUUUUGGAGGGAGGUUCCAGAUUCCAGGUGUUACACCCACCGCCAUGUGGCCUGCCCAGGGGUCGGAACCCCCGGGUGCACGCCAGGGUGAGAAAGGGUGUCUCCCUAUGAACGUACACGACCUGUUUGGGACUGCCAUAUAUGCCUACAUUGACCCCCAA